This is a messenger RNA of Bacidia gigantensis, 2667 nucleotides long. RefSeq lists its product as uncharacterized. Lineage: Eukaryota; Fungi; Ascomycota; Lecanoromycetes; Lecanorales; Ramalinaceae. Gene Ontology annotation, biological process: peptidyl-threonine phosphorylation; peptidyl-serine phosphorylation. The transcript has 7 exons. The record is from RefSeq and is a predicted model, not a curated record. Bases 1 to 2667 code for a protein of 888 amino acids. Gene Ontology annotation, molecular function: protein serine/threonine kinase activity; ATP binding.
AUGGUUACGAGCCAGCGUGAUGAAAGUGUUUCAAUCCAGGCCUUCUUGAAGUGGCAGGAAGACCAAGGCCUAUGGUGUCAUGGUACAAAACAGCCAAAGCAGAAGAUGCAGUCACCCAGAUACAUGCUCAAGUCAACACUACAGGAUUAUCUACAACGCGAUGGCAGAGUCGAAAUUUUACUUCAGGAACUUUUCCGACAUGAUGACCCACAUGAUAACCCGCCUGAUGCCGACAUCAUCCGGAAACAUUACCUCCGGCCCUUCGUCAUCCUUUUGCGUCUCCAUCAAGGGAGUAUGAUCAAGCUCUUUACAAAAUAUGAGAACUUGCAGGAUCACAAAUUGCCAAUUUUAUCUAAGCCUCCUAAUUUCCCAAUUUCCGCUGAGAUUGAUCUUUGGGAAGCCUUCAAAAAAAAUCAGUGGCUUUUCUGCCCCGUUAGGCUCCAAUACGGCAUGAGUAGAGAUGUAUUACCGGAAGAGAUUUUGCCGUUCCAAUUCGAGGAACUUCUCGGUCGAGGAGGGGAAUCCUCCGUCUACAAGGUCAAAAUCCACCCGGAAUGCCACAGUCUUCUACCCACUCCAAAGGCUCGAACGAUUGCUAAUGCACAAAUAUCACACGAUUUUGUGGUGAAAACAUAUCGUGGCCAGGAUGCAAAGACCUUUUAUGACGCAGAGACGAGGGCUUUUUACAAGCUCAGGGUAGAUAAUCGUCCUCCGCCAAACAUUAUCACUUAUUACGGUAGCUUUAUCCAGAACAAUACUUACAAUAUCAUUCUGGAGUAUGCGAACAAGGGAACUCUGGAAGAAGUCAUGGAGCACAACAAUGCUCCAAGGUCCGGCGGGGAUGUCAUUCGUUUCUGGGAGCAAAUUUUUCAGUUGUUCAAAGGUCUUGGACAAAUUCACGGAGUCGAGAAAGAAGGUCAGGGUCACCAUCAAAUGCUAGGAUGGCACCAGGACAUUAAACCUGCUAAUAUACUUGUCAAGAGACCUCAUGAUACGUUGACCCACAGUUAUGAGUUUUUCGUGGCAGAUAUGGGUCUCAGUCAUUUCAAACCUUCGACUGGUCGACAAAAGGACGCUUCGGACAAGGAUGGUGGUGGUACAUAUACUUAUGGCGCUCCCGAGCUCUUUCACAAGAAUGAUGAUGAGAUAACCGUUCGGGUCGGUCGACACGUGGAUCUUUGGUCCCUUGGCUGUAUCUUUAGUGAGAUUGGUGUAUGGAUCGACGGCGGCUGGCCUGGGGUUCAAGAGUACCGCCGCUUGCGGGAGAUCGAAGUAACCAAGAAAGUGGGGCCUGGCGAAGGAGAAUUAUUCCAUGAUGGGUCCAAGGUUCUCAGCCUUGUCACUAAGACUAAUCGUGCUGUCGUUGGCCGUAGAGACGAUUUCGUUACACGACAAGCUCUUCGGGAUCUAGUAGAGCCUAUUCUCAUGGCAAAAGCCGAUGAACAAGAGAAUGCUGGACAAUAUUUUACUCGAAGCACACAGAUUAUCCGCAGAGCCAAGGUAGACAUGCUGGAAUACACCGAGAUGGAAAGAGCAAAAGAGACCCAGGGUGACAACACAGCACCAGAGUCACAAUUUCUGACCGAUAUUACUCAUGUCAAGGUACAAGAGCCCAUGGGGUCUAACAGACCCCCUACAGUCAUUCUGAAUGAUCCUGACAAGACCAUUGGAGAUCCCGCGCUGCCUCCACCUCACUUGUCUUGUAACCAGGCACUUGAAAUCAUUGGACGCAAGCGAUGGCCGAGAAAAGUUGCAUUCCCCAACAAAGAUCUUCUUCAAGACCUAAAGACUAUGGACCACGUCUUCCUCAUAGACACCUCAGACGCUAUGGGAAACUACAGCUUUGAGGUGAAGGGCGUCUUUAAAGUGCUGGCCGCUAUAGUAAAGAACUUGAGCCCAGAAGGUGUAGAUAUCUUCUUCACGACUGCAGGGGAUCCUAUCAGGGGCUGGAAGCAUUCGUACCAGCUGUCAUCGUCUCUAAAAAAGGUCAAAUUUAGCGGCACCUCGGAUAUGGCAGCUAGGCUGGGCGACUUGCUGGACGAAUACAAGGAAGAGCUUAAUUUUCCUAAGGCGACUCGUCGAAGCAUGUUCCAUAGGCCAAAAUCAACUGAUCUCCAUCGGAGACGAAAUAUCUACGUUUUGACGGACGGCAUUUGGCAACCAGGAUGCGCUAAGGACGUCCUUCCCGCCAUUCAAUCUAUGACAAAGAGAUUGCAAGCGCAUGGCAAUGCUGCUAAAAAUCGUAUGGGUAUUCAAUUCAUACAAUUUGGAAAUGACGAUAGGGCGAGAAACUUUUUGAAGUCCUUGAAGUCUCCACCGCCCCCAGACGACGACCCUAGUCUCAGAGUGGACAUGGUAGAUACCACAUCCUCACAGGGUAACGUUUGGAAAAUGCUGCUUGGCGCCACUAAACGGUGGUUUGACCAUGACGAGGGUCAUCAACGAAAGGAAGUCAACCAAACACAGACAGGCCCUACUCAUGGCUUACCGCAGGCAUAUUUCACACAAGAUAUUGUCGAUACUCUCGGAAGCAAACGAGUUUGUCGCAUUCGAUUAGACGAAUUGAGCGACUUGAACGUCGGGCCAAACCAAGACAACGCUCGCGAACAUCACUUUAGUUGCUACAAAAUAUUCUCCUUAGACUCCAAUGCAUGGGUUACUAACUAG